AUGACUGAAGAAAUCUUCUCAUUAAUAUUAUUGAUUUAUUAUGAAAUCUGUGUUAUGCUUUUACAACAUCAAGGUAAACCAAGAUUCAAAAUAAUAAUAGCAUUUCAUAAAUGGGAAUCAUUAACUAUCAAAAUUAUAGAUUUGGCAACUAUGAUAAUAACUACCAGAGUUUUGUUUUAUUUAAAAAGCACAAAGAAGACUACCAUUAUCCUUACAAUUUUAGGUGGCUUUCGAAUAUCUGUACAAAUAACACUAAGUUAUUUUUGUUAAGAAGAGAUAUUUUUAGUCUUUUUAAACCUUCUAUUUAUCUAUUCUCACUAUUAGGAUUAAUCACAAAACAAAUUGUUAUCUAAACUUCCAUAAUUAUUUUUAAUUGGAAAUGUAUUUUUCGUUUAAAACUUUUAAGACAAUUUAAAGAACAUUGCAAUUGCUUUUACUUGCAUUUCAAUUAUUUACACUUUUAGAUCUACAAAAACAAUUUAAAAUUCACCUGAGAAUCCUAAGGUUACAUUUAACAAAGAUUUUGGCAUUUGUAUUUCAGCACUUCCAUAGAAAGAAUUGGAACUUUAAAAAUCUUGUGAUUUCAAUGGAUCAAAUUCGAAAAGUAUUGUAUAUGGUGGAUUUUCUCCUUUAAAAGAAUUGUCAAGAUCUAUGGAUACAAUACUAUUUGAAGAGUAUGCUUGGAUUAAGGGAUAAUAGUUCAUAGUCUUGGAUGAAUAAGAAAAUGUAAUCAUUCAAACUUUUAAUGUUGCUGAUAUUUCCAAAAACUCAUUAAGUAACUCCGUCGAUAACGAAAGUGUUUCUGCAAUCUUAAAUCUUGGUAUAAUCUAAGGUAACAGAGAUUUUUAAGAUAUUGUGGCAAGCAGUGGUACUAUCAAUCAAUCAAAAUUUUUAAUAAAAGAUUUAAUUUUUAAACUCUUAGGGGACUAUGAAUUAUAUAAGAACAACCUAUUUAUAAUAAAUAAAGUGGAUGCAUAAUGGAUGCAAGAUAGGAUUAUCAAAAUAUUUUUGGUAUAAAAAAAUAAAAAAAUCUUCGCUUUUGUUUAAACUGAGUAAAGAGAGAUAUAGUAUUAAACUUCUUAUCAAGCCUUUAAUUUGUUUAGUUCCUACAUCACACCUAGUCUUAACUCAAUUAUGACUAUAUCUGUGUUGGCAGAAUCAGAUACUAUAGUAAAUGAUUUAGUAUUGGAGAAAUAUCUUUAUCCAAUAAGAGUGGCAAGUGUUAUUGUUUAUUUAUAAUUGGCAAAUAUGAGGGAUUACAAUUUACAUAAUUAGAAGAGAUUUUUAUUAAAAGUAUCUACCCUAGAAAUAAGUACCAUUUGUGAAGAUCUGAUUAUCAUGGUGUAGGAUUCAGCCAGAGCAAAGGGAAUUGAGAUUAAAAUAGAUUAAGAAUGUAUCGAAACCAUCGAAUCGGACGCAGAAAGAUUAAAACAACUGAUGUUACCCCUCCUCAGAUAUUUUAUCAUACAAACUAAAGAUGAAAAUAUUACCAUUUCUUGGAAAACUUUUGCUUCCAAAAAUUAUUAAGUUGUUAUUUACACUCCUAUUAACAUAGAUGAGAAGGAAAUGCGUUUGAUCAAACUAAAUCUAAAAAAGCCAACACUUUCUUUUUCAGAAUUCAAUAUUUGUCAUAUAUUAGCUCAAUAUUUAUCUGGAACUGCAAGGAAAGGAAUAGAUAUCUCAUUGGUAGAACCACAAGGGACAGUAAUAACCUUUAUAAUUUAAUCAUUUAAUUUAAAUAAUGAAGAAAUGAAAGCAAUCAAAUUGAUAGGAGGGACUCACUAUCAAGAAACAUCUCUUAGCUAAAUCUUAGCCAUGUAAGAUACCUUAAAAUAGAAUGAUAAGACUUAUACCUUAUUUAGAGAAGAAUCGAAUAAAAUAUCAAUGGAUCAUUCUCUUCACUUUUCGUAAUCAAGAAUUUCUAAGUAAUUUAGUUAAAAAUAUUCAGAAUAUCAUAGUAAUUACUAUUCUCAAAUAUCAAAACAUAAACCAGAUUAAACAUCAUACAUUUUUCAUUAAGAUGAAGAGACUAAGCAUCUUUAAAGAUUAAAUUAUUAAACGACCCCUUCUUAAUCCAAAUAUUAAUUGCCUUAUUUUCCUGAUGCCACUAUAAAUAAUAGUUUCAAUAAUAAUAGUGGACCUUAUGGGAAUACAUUAAAUAUUGAUGGAAGAGAAUAAACAUUCAUAAGUUAAUAAUAAUAAAGUGAAUUGAAAUAAGCAACUUCUUCGAACUUAUAAAUUGAUUUUGGUGUUGAUUUACCUUCAUAAAUACAAAUACCUGUUUCAAGACCUGUAAAAAUGUAAGGAGAAAUUAUAAAAUUUUCUACUACAGGAAAGUGUUGUUCUAGAGUACUAAUAGCAGAUUAUGAAUUCUAAAAUAUCUAGAUUUUAGAAAUGAUUUUAGCAAAGUUUAAAAUACUAUCAUCUAGGGCUUUUAGCACAGAUGAAGUAAUAAAGAUGAUAGAAACUAAAAAGUAGUGCAAAUGUGGAAAUUCUAGCUUUGUUAUAUUUUUUAUAAAUGUUGAUUUGCCAAAAAAAGGAGGAUUGUGGUUGAGUAAAUAAAUUAAAGAGAAAAUUAAUUAAAAAGCCCAUAUUAUAGGUACUACAGGAUUAGUCGAAUACCACUCAAAAAUUGAAUUUUAUAAACAUGGAAUAGAUCAAUAUAUCAGUUUACCAUUCGAUUUAGGCGAGGUGAGUAAAAUUUUAUAAAUUUCAUAAAACUAUUGA
Messenger RNA from Paramecium tetraurelia, 2727 nucleotides. RefSeq lists its product as uncharacterized. Lineage: Eukaryota; Ciliophora; Oligohymenophorea; Peniculida; Parameciidae. Gene Ontology annotation, biological process: phosphorelay signal transduction system. The transcript is spliced from 3 exons. The record is from RefSeq and is a predicted model, not a curated record.